CGGCGUUCAAAUCCCAGUAAAUAUCAUCCGAAAACAGAAUGGAGUCUCCCAGCGUGAUAAUUGACAGCACAACCCGUAUAGAACCACAAAAGGCAAAAGUCUCUGCGCGAAGCAUACCACUAUCUAUUCUAGAUGCAACAACUGCCAACUUUGCUCUUACCAGUGCCGUCUGGGUAUUUAAUGCGCCAACUCACCCCAAGACAGAAGGCUUUGACUUGAAGACACAUCUCAUUGAUAGCCUUCCAGCUACACUGGACGCUUAUCCUCAUUGGGCUGGCCGGAUAAGAGCUAUCCAGACACUUCACGGGGAUGAAUCAGACGAGACCGCCUCGUUUCCUGCUCACGCUCGUCGCUAUGGCCGCAUAUAUGCAAUAUUUGGCGACGAUCAAGACCCUGGUGUUGAUGUAACGAGUGCCUCAAGUACAGCAACUGCCAAUGAGCUUCACCCUCCGAACAGAACAAAAGCAGGCGUUCCCUGGAAAGGGCAAAGCACAGGGCUCUACCGCUUUGUUUCUUCAGCAAGCAUCGCGGACGCCUUCCAUCCUGACGCUCGGAACGAUGACAAUCUUCUCAAGCCGGUCAUGGCAAUCCAAAUCACCGAACUGGCAUGCGGUGGUUUUGUUCUGGCUGCUAAGAUUUCUCAUCCCUUGGCUGAUAUCACAGCCUUGGUGUCCUUUGUCAAAGAUUGGACUGUGGUGAGCCGCGCGAGGCUAGAUGGGCUGGAGGACCCGGUGGCAUUAUUACCUGUGUUUAAUCCUUUACAGUUAGACACCCUAGCGGCUGGUGAUAUCAACGCAGAUACGUCUGACCCAGAAAUCAUACAACGCGCUAUCAACUUGCCUCUGCAUCGAUAUGAUUGGUGGCUGCCGGCCGCAGACUGUCCCUGGCCAACGUCUGUGCCCGAGCCAUUCCGCAACACCGACUUGACUGUUGGCGCGGGCGUCAAGAUGCCAUGGUCAGAGUGGGAUACCAGUGCACCUGUAUCUCAUUAUGUCGUUCAUUUUAGUCAAGCCCAAGUUGAGUUGCUCACAAACACAAUCAACCUGAACAGCUCACAACGACUAAGCCAGCAUGAUGCAGUUCUUGCCCAUGUGUGGUCAUGCAUUGCUCGUGCGCGUAACUUGGAUCGAGAUACCGGUCCUAUUCACUGUGAUCUCGUAUACGGUGUCCGGCCAGCUUUUGGACUUCCAACCAACUUUAUCGGAUCUCCAGUCAUUAUGAUCAACAUUGAGCUACCUGGGUCCCAAGUGGCAGGCGGUGGCGAUAGAAGCAUAGAGUUGAGCCAUCUCGGUCCAAUUGCGACGUGUAUUCGAAACACAUUGAGUGAGGUUGCAAAGGCUAAGAGUAUCGCGGCAUAUCUGCACACCGCCGCUUUUGAGGCCGCACCUCAGCGUCUUUGGCAAGCCUUUCUCGGCAGGCGUCAUAUUCUGGUUACAACUUGGGCCAGAUCCGGCAUCUACAGUAUAGACUUUGGUUUGGGAUCCUCCGUAUGCUGCGCUGAUGGAAUUAUCCCUGAUAUGGACGGAACGAUCCUGAUCAAGGAGGCUCCUCCAAAGGCUCACGGUUCCGACGUUGCCUCUUCAUCGUGGACAGCGCAUGGAGUAGAUAUAUCUAUUCGCAUACAGGAUGAAGAUAUGAAGCGUUUGCUUCAAGAUCCACUCUUAUAUCCUACGCAGAGCGAGAGUGAGCAGAUCUGAUAGUGGGCAAGUGCCCAAAAUAAAUUCAUAGAUGUGUGCGUUUAGUAAUUAAAUUAACGGUCGAAACGACUGUUCACCAUCUUAUAGAUAUUGAUUAGACAUGUACAUAGAGAAAGUAAUAUUCGAA
[Torrubiella] hemipterigena is the source of this 1824-nucleotide messenger RNA. Lineage: Eukaryota; Fungi; Ascomycota; Sordariomycetes; Hypocreales; Clavicipitaceae. The record is from the annotation of a GenBank genome assembly.